Messenger RNA from Labeo rohita (rohu), 5574 nucleotides. RefSeq lists its product as uncharacterized. NCBI's taxonomy places the organism in Eukaryota, Metazoa, Chordata, Actinopteri, Cypriniformes, Cyprinidae. Gene Ontology annotation, cellular component: dynein complex. Gene Ontology annotation, molecular function: minus-end-directed microtubule motor activity; ATP binding; dynein intermediate chain binding. The record is from RefSeq and is a predicted model, not a curated record. Gene Ontology annotation, biological process: microtubule-based movement.
AUGUCACCUCAAACCCUGGUGCCACUCAAAAUGAACUCUCUCAGAGUUCAGGGACAGAGAGUGCGAGACCUUUAUCAGCAUCUGCCCCGGAGACUGCUGGAGUGGAUCUUGAAAGUUCAGACGCCAUUACAGAGGUGCACCGGCUGUUUGAGAGCCACUCUUCGUUGGCUGGCAGAUAUUCAUAUGUUCACCGGUCAGUUGAGUCCAGCCUUUCUAGAGACCUUGCGUGGAUGUUCCCCCUUGAAAUAUAAGAAGCUGAUCAAGAAACUUCAUUUUUGGAUUGACAGAGUUCACAGCUUGCCUCCAUCAUUCACUACAUCAAAUAAGUUGUUCACUAGGAGGUUUUGUGGUGUAGUGCGAUCCGGAAGUUAUCACAUUGUACCACUACUGGCAUGUGGAUGGGAAUCAAGUCAUUAUUUGUGCCAGCUUAUAAAAGAACACUCAAAUAAAAAAACAUUCCAAAUCAUGACAACAUUACAUGCCUUGGUUAUGUUUGCCAUGAAGCACUCUGGCCAAACAGAUGGGCUUGCUGAAGUAAAAGGAGAAUUGGAGUCCUCUUUCAAAUGGCAUAAGCUUAUAAAACGCUACCUUAUCCCAAAUGAUAAUGCAAAUACUUCUGAAUUGCUUCCUUCUCAAGAGAAUCAGUCUGUUUGUGUUGAUAUUCUGUGCACACAAUUGCCAUAUGGCUAUGAAUACAUUGGACCUGAUAACUGGACGAUGGUGGCUACUCCUUCAACUGAACAAGCUUACAUGGGCAUAAUUCUUGCCUUAUCAAGCUUCAAGUGUGCUUUCAUCAGUGGACCCCACAUGUCAGGCAAGCAGCAUACAGCUGUGCAGUUGGGUUAUGCAUUGGGAUGACAAGUGGUCAUCUUAAAGUGUUGUUCAAGCACUGGUUCUUCAGUUGUUUCCCAGAUGCCUCUUGGUGCUCUUCAAACUGGGGCUAGGCUUGUGUUUGAAUCAGUGAAUUUGUUGGAACAUGAGACAUUGUCUAAGUUGGGACAACACUUGACUGAAAUUCAUCAACACUUAUCAGCAGUUCAAAGACAAGCACAAGAAGCAGCACAUGAGCUGACAUGCUCAUUUGGGAAGUGUAGCAAUGGGGAAUUCAUCAAAAAACAUAAGACAGGGAAAAAUAUUCAGGCCAAGCUAAGCUAUGGAUGUGUCACAAUCUCAGCUAAUGGCUACCUAACUGAGAUACCAGAAAAUAUUAGAAUUGCAAUGAGGCCGUGUGCUGUCUCAGAUCCAAAGAGAGCGUCACAGUUUUGUAAAAUAUCUGAGGAAAUCUUUCCGAAAACAAGGAACUUUUCAAGUCCACAUCUGUUUGUUGAUGAAGGUGAGCAAGAUGAGUUGCAGCAGCAAGGAUGUUACGCAGACACGCAAAUACUUUGCAGUGUGUUGAUCCUGCAUCAAGCUUUGAAGCUCUCCAAUGUUGUAGUGCUUGUUGGACCAGCAGGUAGCGGAAAAACAACUUUGUAUCAAGCUCUUGCAAGUGCACUUUAAAAACUAGCAAAAAUACAGCAAGAAAAAUGGAUUGUGCUGGAUGGAGAUCCGCUUGGCAGACCCUGCUGGUUGGACUCUUUGACUACCCUUUGCGAUCUUUAACAUCCCCAUCUCUGCCUUUCAUCAGGAGAGAAAAUUGAGCCAUCAAGAGUGAAAAUACUAGCUGAGAUCACAACCCUUGGUGAUUCAACCCCCUUUGUAGGGACACACUGCAGUCUGGUAUAUGUUUACGGAGAGAACCUGUGGAGAUCUGUGUGGAAGAGUAAGAUGAAUGUGCUUUCUAUUGAGCAUAAUGUGGACUAGAUUACUCUGGAAAUGUGGAGUCACCUUUCUGAAGACCUUUUCCCUGACACACUAGUUCGCCCCAACUGGCCUGGCAGUGGCACUACAGCAAUCAAAAAUGUUAAUAAAGCAUCAAUGACUCUAGAGACACUGCAUCAGUGUAUUUCUAGAGAUGAAGUGUUGCUAUCAGACGGUUCUCAUUUCAAGCUGUUUCAAUCAAGAGCUGUUAAUUAUCUAGGCUCUUGCAGUGCUAAUAAUGCAGUCAACUGCAGUCAGAUCUCUCCACGUCUCUCUCGACUCUUCACCAUCUUGCCUCUCCCAAGCAUGACUUCUGAAAUCCUGUUUUCUCUCCAUUCCUCAAAAUUGCAACCAUGGCUGAAAGAAAUACAACCCAUGCAGAGGAUUGCCGAUAUAACAAGCUGCAUUCUAACCUCAACUCUUGAUGUGUAUUUUGCAGUGCGUGAAUGUUUUACUUCUGCCCUGCACAGUCCAGUCUUCAACUUUUCUUUGCAUGAUGUUCACAAACUGUUUCAAGGGACGUACCUCUGGAAGCCAAGGCUUGAUGUCCAGCAGGUUCUUCACAGCAGUCUGGAUUAUAGGAAUUUCUCUUUAUCUGUUCUUGGUCACGCAGCUCAUGACCUCAGCAUCACCCAUCUGUGUUUGCACACUUUUGGUGAUCUACCUUCAGAGGAAGCAUGCCAAAAACUUAUCUCAAUUAUAGGUGAAGUUUCUGAGAAGAAUUUUGGUUGUCAAAUGAAACAUCUACAGAAGAUAUAUCAAGCACUACAGAUUCUUAAGUUGUUCAUCUCAAAUGCACUUCUACAAGAAGCAGCUUCUUCCAUCCAGAAUGUGGUUUUCAGUCCAGAAUUUUGUAAACCACUGAACAAUGUUCUUUACCAUCGUACUUUUAAACACAACUUUGUGUAUCGAGAAAGAAACAUAGAUGUGUUGGUAGACCAACUAUUUCAUACUCUUAAAAGGGCUGUGCAUCACUAAAACGUACAUCAACUUGUGCAUAUCAUCUGUGCAUUUGGAGCAUCUGGACUGUUUGGAACAGGAAAGAAAACAGACAAAAAGAACAUUGUACGCCUAGCAGCCCCUCUGUUGGGAUACCAACUAAUUGAGGAUCAUCCUGGAGUGGAAGCCAAGUUGUGGAAAAUGAUGAAAGAAGUUUAUAGCUGAAUUGGGGUGGGUGGACAUUUGGUUCUACUGGUUCACGAAGACACAAGUCAGGCUUUUAAGAAUGAGCUGCUUGUAAUGAUGGCGAAUGGAAGCUUCCCUGGACUGUACUCAGACAAGGAACUGAAAAAUCUGAGGAAGGAUGCCACAGCUCUUGAAAUUUACUUGCUAAAUCAUGGAGCAAAAGAAAGUCUAAGAGUAUUGGUGACGCAUACUGAACGAGCAACAUCAAACCUGCAAAUCCUUCAGAAGUUUGUCACACCAGCAAGUUCCCCUGGUCAGAGCCGCCCGGUUAAAUCUGCUCAUCCUGACUUUCGCCUCAUUAUGAGUACUUCCCUUCCAGUCCAAACGCUGAUACAUGAAAUUCACACUUCAUUCCUGGAGGAGGUUCAAAUGAUUGAUCUUUCUCCAAGCUUAUCUGAAGUUCAGGACCUUUUCUUGACAGAACUGAUGCAGACUGAGUGUUCAGCUCUGUGGACUCUACAUCACCAAAUUCAGACAAAAAAAAACAGACACUUCAGCAUAGACUUUUUAAAAAGAGGUUGGCUGGUUUCCUUGAUGGAUUAUGUCAUGCAUGCAUCCACACCACUUCUUCAGGACCUCGACUUCCUUUCACACGUGUGUACGUGUCAGAGUGUCUCUCGUCAACUUGAGACAAAAGUAAAGGAGCUAUCUCAAGAGAUAGAUCAGCAAAAAGCCCUGAUGGCUGAUUUUUAUUGACUAGUAGAACUCAUCACAGCCCAUUACAAAGCUCUGCAGGACAUGGCCCGUCUUUCCCCAGGUUAUCUUUUCACUCUUCACGCAUUCCUGCUCACUUUACGGUCAGCUUUAGCCCGGGAGAGCCCAGGCGUAAGCCUUCACAGAGAGAUGGAGUCCACAGUGGUCAUAUCAGAAAUUACCUACAAUAUUGUGUCUCAUGUCUUUUCCCAGUAUAAACCUCACUUGUUCAAGAGCGAUGUCAUUUUAUUCAGAUUAUUGAUAUCUGUUGCCGUCAUUGUGCACAAUGAGAGAUGCCCUGAGGUAGAACGAGUCACUUUUAGGCAACUGGAAUGUGUCCCCGGGCUGCCAAGCUGGAUUCAAACACACUCUCGAGAUGCUAUUUAUCUGUUAGACAGGAUUGAACCCUUCUGUGGCCUUGUAUCAUCUCUAGUAAAUUCGUCCAAGCUAUGGUGGGACCUGUGCUUUCCUUCGUCCACGGUGAUUGGACCAGUCCCGUAUCACUCUCACUCUCAUUUGUCCACAAUGCAGCGGCAUAUUCUCUGGAAGACACUGUGUCCUAUUUGGCUAGUGGCAGUGGAGGAGGACCUUACCGCCUGUGCAGAAGCAUAUUUGCUUCAUUCAUAUCCUGGAGAAGCUCCAUUCCCCAGCAGAAAUGAUCUCCAGCCGUCUGAUUGCCAUCGAGAUGCUGUUCUCUCGGCACUAGACAGGGCUGUCCAGAACGGCCACUGGUUAGUCCUGAACAACUGUCAGCGGCUGCACUGCUGGGAUGUCAGAGUUGUGAACAAGUUAACACAAGUAGUGUACAGCACUACAAAAGAUUUGGAGACAGAUGGCGUGCUUCUAAAUUCUGGAAGUACAGGAAAAUUUGUGCAUCCCCAGUUUAGACUGUGGCUCAUAACCAAAGAUGACAAGCCUCACUCAGUCCCAGACCCAAGGACAGGACAACUGCACCGCAUCAAAGGGAUGAUGGACGGGGCCAUGUACUGUCAAAUCUUGGGUGAAAAACUCCUUCCCUCACUGAAAAUGGGUCGUGGAUGGGUAUUCCAGCAUGACAGUGACCCAAAACAUACGGCCAAGGUAACAAAGAAGUGGCUCAAGAAGAAGCACAUUAAGGUCCUGAAGUGGCCUAGCCGGUCUCCAGACAUUAAUCCCACAGAUAAUCUGUGGACGGAGCUGAAGAGGAUCUGCAAAGAUGUGUGGGACAAAAUCCCUCCUGAGAUGUGUGCAAACCUGGUGGCCAACUACAAGAAACGUCUGAUCUCUGUGAUUGCCAACAAGGGUUUUGCCACCAACUCCUCUGCUGCGUAUCUAACAUCAUCAGCUCUCUCACGUCUGGAGACUCGAGCAUAUCAGCUCAGGUCAUACCUGUGGGAGGAGUCAUCCAGUAUUACACCUCGUGUUUAUCGACUGGCUGCCUUUCAAAAUCCCAGAGGCUUUCUGGCAGCGUUGAUCAGAGAUGCAGCCCACAUCCAAGACAGGGAUAUCAGUCUAUACUGCUUGAAUUUUAAGGUGUUUUAUGAUAUGGUGUCACUAUCCUCCCUACCCAUAAGUGGUGUUUGCCUGUCUGGACUAGAGCUGCAGGGAGCGCUGUGGGAUCCAGGGUCUGGAGUUCUUAAAGACACCGAGUCCACCAAACCUUCCCUUUUCCCAGCCCUCUGAGUCAGUGUUGAAGAGAAUAAAGGUAACAGGAUCUGUUCCUCUGAAAGCUCACACUAUAAUUCCUCAUCCCAGCCUCUGUACUGCUGCCCCCUGUAUGUAGACAGACAGACUGUUGAUGGAGGUCAAGAUCUCUCUGAUGACAAUAUUAUCAUUCAUGUUCCACUUGCAACAAGAUUAGAUCCAAUGCUCAGUGCUAUGAGACGUGUUAGGUUAACUAGUACUCUCUUACAAUAA